This is a messenger RNA of Cooperia oncophora, 446 nucleotides long. NCBI's taxonomy places the organism in Eukaryota, Metazoa, Nematoda, Chromadorea, Rhabditida, Trichostrongylidae. The record is from the annotation of a GenBank genome assembly.
CCCAUCAUAAAUUCGUUUUCGAGUUGCUGGCUGCACAUGUUUAUCAUUGUCCGUUUCAGGUUGUGGCUUGUUCGUGCGAUUCACAUUUCUCCCAUCUCGCCUGGAUUCAAACCCCACGUAAAGAAGGAGGACUCGGUGAUAUGAAUAUUCCAGUUCUUUCUGAUUUUAACAAGAAAAUUGCUAGAAACUUUGGUGUCUUGGAUGAGGAAACCGGUUUGUCAUACCGUGGUCUGUUCUUGAUUGAUCCCAAUGGCAACAUUCGUCAUACUACUUGCAAUGAUUUACCAGUAGGACGCUCGGUAGAGGAGGCCUUGCGUGUGCUCAAAGCAUUCCAGUUUGUCGAGAAACACGGAGAAGUAUGCCCUGCCGACUGGCACGACGAUUCUCCAACAAUCAAGCCCGGUGUCAAGGACAGCAAAGAAUAUUUCAGUAAAGUGAACAAGUAA